This is a messenger RNA of Parus major (Great Tit), 1356 nucleotides long. RefSeq names its product ciliogenesis associated TTC17 interacting protein (gene CATIP). NCBI's taxonomy places the organism in Eukaryota, Metazoa, Chordata, Aves, Passeriformes, Paridae. Gene Ontology annotation, biological process: cilium organization; actin filament polymerization. The coding region runs from base 108 to 1340 and encodes 410 amino acids. The transcript is spliced from 10 exons. The record is from RefSeq and is a predicted model, not a curated record.
UCGAUUUUACACCUGUUCGUCCCUUUCUCUCCUCGCCGGCGGGGACAAGGCGGCGCGGAACCCCGCGGCGGGGCGCGGCCCCUUUAAGAGGAGCCCACAGGCGAGGCAUGGAGCCCCCUCCCGAGAGCUCACAGGAGGCCCCGACCAUGGCGGACGCUGCUGCCGACUUCCUGAGCCUCAUCGGGCUGAAGGAGCUGGAGUGGUGCCUGUUUGCUGAGACGCUGGCAGUGGUGGCCGUGGGGGCCUCACCAAGGGACAAGGCAGAGGGCCAGUGGUGGAUGGCAGCCCAGUGGGCACCCUACCAGCGGGAAGGUGAGCCGAUGCAGAGCUGCGUCCUGGUGCAAACCAGGUUCCGAGGCAAGCAGGAUGAUGUCCCUGCCUCCAGCACGCUCAAAGCCUAUGUGACCUGGCAGCUGGAGACCCUGGAGCAGGAGGAGCAGGAGUGCCUGGAGGUGACUGAUACAGUGGUGGCAUGUCCUCUUCCCUGUGUCCUACCUGCUGGCCUGGGGUGUGCCCUGCACUGGCACCUUCCUGGGGGCUGUGCACCCUGCAAAGCUACUCUCAGACCACACCCCACAGAGAAGAUGACUCACAUUGUGAGCCACGAGCAUGGGAUGACUGUCACGAAGACCCUGCAGGAGGGAGAGGCAGAGCCACAGUGCCAGAGCUUCCACUACAGCCGGGCCAAGCUGCGGGGGCUGCUGCUGGAGGGUGCCAGCCUCCUGCUGCUGCGGGUGCUGGCACGCCGGCAGACAAUGCCCCCAGACCUUGUCUUCCCAGCCAUCAACACCGAGGGUGACCUCUGCACCUGCAGCUAUUCUGCCCUGGGCAUCCAGCGGCAGGCAGUGGGCUCGGCAGAGACAGAGGUGUUUGUGAUCGAGCGAGCCGUGCACACCAGCACGGGCGCCUCCACUGUCUGGCACAGCAGCUUCCUCCCCAACGGGCAUUUGGCUCAGCUGAUGCAGAUUGGCUCCCCGGUGCUGAUGCUUCUACAGGAUGAGUCCAUCCUCAUCAAUUCAGGUAGGUUUGAGCCCCAGCUCCCCUUCCCCAAAGAGCCCCGGGACUGGGAGGAGGACAUCCAGCUCUGCUCCUGCUUCCUGGACAGGAAGGAGGAGCUGCAACUAUCCCAUGCUGCCUACCUCCAGCAGCACCCCGAGGUCCGGGCACUGCUGUCUGACUUCCUACGGGCAUUGCUCCUCCAGCAGCCACAGGACCCCAUCUCCUUUGCUGCAGAAUUCUUUGCCUACCAGCGGCCCAUUGGGACCCCCUUUGCCUCCACUGGGGCUACCAGCCCCCUCCCCAACUCCUCACCUGGCCACCCUCCAGCUGACAGCAAAUAAAGCAGCCAGCACUGCC